CUUCAAUGUAGUUGUUUAUUCAUCCAGUUCAACUUCAGUGUAGUUGUUAAAGCGAACGGUAACGCACGUAAAACGCACAAGUAGCGCGUAUUGUGCGUAAUUUUAUUUCAGUUUUUAUACAUUCGAUUUGUUUUUAAGUUCAUCGUAUUAAUUAUACCAAAUAUAAUAAUAAGAUACGGAAUGGCGUCGAAGUUUUUAAGAACCACAAAUAGGAUAAGUGUGUUACGAAGUGGUUCAAAGUGCACCAGUAUUGCUAUCAGAAAGAAUGGCAACUGGACGCAAGAAGGUAUAGUCAAAUCACCAUUCGUGAAUGUGGAUAUCCCAAAUUGUACUUUGUAUGAUUAUGUCUGGCAGAAUUUAGAGAAAUGGCCCGAAAGAACUGUCGCGGUAUGCGCGCGAACUGGAAGAGGUUAUACUUACGAACAAGCUUUUAAUUUAUCGAACGCCUUCGCAGCAAACCUUCGAAAGAAAUUUAAAAUACGAGAUGGAGAUACUGUUAUGGUGAUGUUGCCGAAUAUUCCCGAUUUCCCUCUAAUAAUGUUGGGCGCAAUGGCGGCCGGUGGUAUUGUUUCUACUUUAAAUCCAGUUUAUACGGCACAUGAAAUUCAACGCCAGUUAUUAAUGUCCGAUGCUAAAGUGAUAGUAACCUUACCGGAAAAUGUAAACACCGUUAGAGAAGCAUUUAAACUUGCGAAAAAGAACAUUCCUAUAAUAGUUGUAAAAACAAACGGAGAUGCAACGCCUGAAGGCACGGCGGUAUUUAAUGAAUUAAGUGAAGAUGUACACGUAGACAAGUCUUGUUUGAAAGAAGUAAGAGUAACCACCAAUGAUGUUUGUUUCCUGCCAUAUUCUAGCGGUACUACGGGAUUACCGAAAGGUGUAGAAUUGACUAAUAGAAAUAUUAUAGCGAAUUGUAUACAAAUGAAUGAACCUGCAAUACGAUGUAAUAAUGAGACAACAGCAAAUUACCAAGAUGUUGCUCUGGCGAUUCUACCAUUCUUCCACAUUUAUGGAGCAUCAGUUGUCGCUUUGCACAAGAUAUCACAAGGCCUCAAGAUUGUGACUAUAGAUAGGUUCCAACCGGAUACUUUUAUUGAAACACUAGAGAAGUUUAAAGUAAAUUUGCUGUACCUAGCGCCACCUUUAAUAAUUAUGAUGGCGAAUCAUCCUCUGGGAUCGGCUAAAACAUACCAAUAUUUAGAAACUGUCAUCAGUGGUGCCGCUCCAUUGGCUCCGUCUGAUGGAGAAAGGUUUCUCAGUAAGUUUCAGCGAGAAAUUCGUUUUGGCCAAGGUUACGGACUCACGGAAACCUCCCCUGUGGUAGCAGUAUCACACAAAACUUUAAUCAAUUCUGAUAAAGUGGGUUAUGCACUUCCAAGUACAGAAUUAAGGAUUGUCGACGAGAAUUUGAAAAACUUAGGACCAAAUGAGAUGGGCGAACUGCUAGUAAGAGGACCUCAAGUGAUGAAGGGCUAUAGAGAUAAUCCCGAAGCCAAUGCUAAUUCAUUAAUAGAUGACGGUUGGUUCAGAACUGGUGAUCUAUCAAUAGCUGAUGACCAAGGGAUAAUCAAGAUUAGUGAUAGGCAGAAAGAAUUGAUUAAGGUCAAAGGUUUUCAAGUACCUCCAGCAGAAUUGGAAGCAAUUUUACGAGAGCAUCCAGCUGUUUUCGAUGCAGCUGUAAUUGGAGUUCCUCACGACACAAAAGGCGAAACGCCAAAAGCGUUCGUCGCUUUCAGACCUGGACAUAGUGCUGAUAUUAAGGAUCUGUGUAAUUUCGUCGCCACUAAAGUGGCUCCGUAUAAAAGAAUUGACGAUAUUUCUAUUCUGGAGAGUAUACCAAGAAGCGCAGCGGGCAAAAUUUUGAGAAAAGACUUGAGAUCUAGAUAUUGUUAGCACGUUCAUUUUAUUAACUGACUUCAAAAAAGGAGGUUACUCUGGGUUGGGAGGGAGGUUGUAUUGCUUGUCGAUGUAAUUGAAGUCGGUUUUUUUUCGUUUGCGAGCAGACACAAUUGUUCUAAGAUCUUUUUAGGUGGGGUGUGUUAGGUAAGCGCGCGGAGAAAUUGUAGGUUGUAAAUACUAGGUUAUUGUUGUAUUAAUGACAUAUACGUAAAUGUUUAAUAAAUUGAGGAAAUAGUACAUUUGAAUUACGAUCGGUAACGGGUCUAUGAAUAUAUUUUAUACAUUUUUAAACUAGCAGUUAUAUUUUUAGACGUUGUUUAUUUUUAAUGAAUAUAUACGUAUUUUUUUAUAACUUUUUUACUUUGACUAUUUACGUUUUUGGGUUCUCGGUAAUCUUGCAUGGUAUUUUGAGUUACAAGAAAAACUGUAUUGAAACAAUACCUUAAAUAGUUUCUGAAUAGGUAGUUUCUAAUCGACUGAUAUUGACGUAAAUCCAGUUAGAAGACCUGUAAUAGUUUAAAAAUAUGUUCACAAUGGAUAUCCUGCCUUAUAUUUAUAGUAUUUUAUCUUCACCUCAAAACGAUGAUGAAAUGUUCUUUUUCUAAAAAACUUACAUUAAAGACAAAUACCUAAU
Melitaea cinxia (Glanville fritillary) is the source of this 2533-nucleotide messenger RNA. RefSeq names its product 4-coumarate--CoA ligase 3 (gene pdgy). Gene Ontology annotation, molecular function: long-chain fatty acid-CoA ligase activity. NCBI's taxonomy places the organism in Eukaryota, Metazoa, Arthropoda, Insecta, Lepidoptera, Nymphalidae. Gene Ontology annotation, biological process: long-chain fatty acid metabolic process; fatty-acyl-CoA biosynthetic process. Bases 181 to 1893 code for a protein of 570 amino acids. The transcript has 9 exons. Gene Ontology annotation, cellular component: mitochondrion. The record is from RefSeq and is a predicted model, not a curated record.